Dicrocoelium dendriticum is the source of this 918-nucleotide messenger RNA. NCBI's taxonomy places the organism in Eukaryota, Metazoa, Platyhelminthes, Trematoda, Plagiorchiida, Dicrocoeliidae. The record is from the annotation of a GenBank genome assembly.
AUGGAUAAGGGGGGGGGGGGGGGUGGGGGGGGUAGAGGGAGGGGGUGUAGAGGUGGGGGGGGGGGGGGGUGGGGGGGGGGGGUGGGGGAGGGGGGGGUGGGUGGGGGGGGGGGGUUGGUUGGGGGGUGGGGGGGGGGGGGGGGGGGGGGGGGGGAUGUGGGGGGGUGGAGUGGGGGGGGGGUGGGGGUGAUUGUGGGGGGGGGGGUGGUGGUGGGGGGGUGUGGGGGGGGUUGGGGGGGUGGGGUGGGGGGGGUUUGGGUGGGUGGGUUUGGGGUUGAUGUUGGGUGGGGUGGUGGUGUGGUUGAGUGGGUGGGGGUGGAGUAUAGGGGUGUGUUGGGUGGUUGGGGGGGGUGUUUGGGUGGUGUGUGGGGGGUUUUGUAUGAGGGGGAUUGGAGGGGGGGGGGGGGGGGGGGGGGGGGGGGGGGGGGGGGGGGGGGGGGGGGGGGGGUGGGGGGGGGGGGUGGGGGGGGUGGGGGGGGGGGGUGGGGGGGGGGGGGGGGGGGGGGGGGGGGGGGGGGGGGGGGGGGGGGGGGGGGGGGGGGGGGGGGGGGGGGGGGGGGGGGGGGGGGGGGGGGGGGGGGGGGGGGGGGGGGGGGGGGGGGGGGGGGGGGGGGGGGGGGGGGGGGGGGGGGGGGGGGGGGGGGGGGGGGGGGGGGGGGGGGGGGGGGGGGGGGGGGGGGGGGGGGGGGGGGGGGGGGGGGGGGGGGGGGGGGGGGGGGGGGGGGGGGGGGGGGGGGGGGGGGGGGGGGGGGGGGGGGGGGGGGGGGGGGGGGGGGGGGGGGGGGGGGGGGGGGGGGGGGGGGGGGGGGGGGGGGGGGGGGGGGGGGGGGGGGGGGGGGGGGGGGGGGGGGGGGUGGGGGGGGGGGGUUGUGGGGGUGUGGGGGGGGGGGUGGGGGGGGGGGGGGGGGGGGGGGGUAG